AUGGAGAUUGCCCGCCGGGAGCCCUUCAGCAUCAUGUCCGGCCGGAAGCGCCCGCUGGAGAUCCUUCGCCAGCGGUUCCAGAGUGAGCUCGUCGCGAAGAUGACGUCCAAGGCGAGGAACAACCUCUACGGGGACCUCGCGAAGCUAGCCAAGCUAUCUGAAGCCCAUGUACUUCCUGCUCAUAUUUUGGAGCUGCUGAAGAAGCACAGCCGCCACGGCAUCUGCGACGAUUACAUCGAGAUCGAGAUGCGCGACGUCCAAGACGAGGCCCUUGUGGAGAUGCAGAAGCAGCUGGACAAGUUCCUUCGAGAGAGAAAGAAUCAGCACAAGAACAUGAUGGCCGAGGAGGAGGAGGAAGACGUUGACAUCGUCGGCGGCGUCUCCCCUUUGCCGAUCAGGCCGGCACCAGUGCAGCUCGUCGAAGAGGACAACGAGUACGUGGACAUCUGCGGCGACGCCUCACCGGUGAAGAAUCUUGGCCAAGAUGCAACUAUCAGCGGCAGCAGCGGUUCGGAUUCUGGUUCAUCUCACCAGAGCGUCCGCAGUCGUCCAGCUCCGGCAGAGCGCGCCGCCAACACAACGCCUCCAACACGCGACCUGAUCGCCCGUGCCAACGAGAUUUUGGAAAGGCGACGAAAGGAGGAGACGUCCCGGGCGAGGGAGAAGGCCCGUCAGCAACUGCUCGAGACGGAGAGGACGGUAAUGUUCAACGACAACGAGAUCCUAGACGAGGACGUGAAGGCCCUCGGCAAUGAUCAGUACAACACGGCCAGGCCCAACAACUUGUUGCGACGGAUGGGACUCUUCCUCAAGCUUGACGACGAUGACGACGACCUGAAGCAGCAUCAGCAUCAGCAUCAUCAAAGCUACCAAGAAGAUUUAGAGGAAGGGGAGAUUCGGUUGUGA
Molecule: messenger RNA, 906 nt
Organism: Triticum turgidum subsp. durum (durum wheat)
Lineage: Eukaryota; Viridiplantae; Streptophyta; Magnoliopsida; Poales; Poaceae
Source: the annotation of a GenBank genome assembly